This is a messenger RNA of Trichophyton verrucosum HKI 0517, 3540 nucleotides long. Its product is annotated as shugoshin family protein. Gene Ontology annotation, biological process: meiotic chromosome segregation. The record is from RefSeq and is a predicted model, not a curated record. The transcript is spliced from 7 exons. The coding region runs from base 1 to 3540 and encodes 1179 amino acids. Gene Ontology annotation, cellular component: chromosome, centromeric region; nucleus. Gene Ontology annotation, molecular function: oxidoreductase activity, acting on paired donors, with incorporation or reduction of molecular oxygen; iron ion binding; monooxygenase activity. Lineage: Eukaryota; Fungi; Ascomycota; Eurotiomycetes; Onygenales; Arthrodermataceae.
AUGGUGUUCGCAAAGACGUUCUCGAGUUUGGUGGACUACCCACUCGAAUCUUUGCUCAUUUUGUCAUGUGUGCUCUCCACUGUGUAUAUCCUUAGCAAUGAAUUCGUGCGGUACAUGGCCCGCAUUAAGGGUUUCAAGGGUCCGCCGGGGCUUCUCAUGAUUGGAAACCUCGAGCAAAUCCAGGAGAAUGCCGCUGAGCAAUAUCGACAGUGGUCUGCAGAGUACGGCCCCGUGUACCAGAUCCAGUUGGGCAAUAUCCCUAUCAUCGUGGUUAAUACCGCAGUUUCUGCAAAGACACUGUUCGGCCAGAAUUCUCAAGCAUUAAGCUCGCGACCUGAGUUUUACACAUUCCACAAAGUGGUGUCAAACACCGCCGGUACAACAAUUGGAACUUCUCCUUAUAGUGAAUCCCUCAAGAGGCGAAGAAAGGGAGCGGCGGCUGCUCUCAACAAACCAUCUGUCCAAUCAUAUGUUGGCCAUUUGGAUCUUGAGACUAAAGAUUUCGUGGCUGAACUGCUUAAAUAUGGACAUGCGGGGAAUACGGCUAUUGACCCCAUGCCUAUGAUCCAGCGGCUCAGUCUUAGCCUUGCUCUUACCCUAAAUUGGGGAGUACGGAUGGCAUCGCAAGAGGAGGAGCUUUUCAAAAAAAUCACACAUGUCGAAGAUGAGAUUAGUCGAUUCAGGAGCACCACUGGAAACUUACAGGAUUAUAUCCCUCUUCUUCGCCUGAACCCCUUCAAUUUUGGGUCCAAGAAAGCCGCAGAAAUGCGGGAUCGCCGUGACAAGUACUUGCAACAUUUGAAUGCUGGCCUCGAGGAAAGGAUGGCCAAGAAUGAGCAUCAGCCAUGCAUUCAAGCCAAUAUUAUGCUUGACGAGGAGGCUAAAUUGAAUAAAGAAGAGCUUACUUCAAUUAGCUUGACUAUGCUUUCUGGAGGAUUGGAUACCCUGACUACAUUAAUAGCUUGGAGUAUUGCUCUCUUUUCCCAAAGACCCGAUAUUCAGGAUAAAGCUGCAGACGCUAUCAAAGAGUUUUAUUCUCAAGACCAACCGCCAUGUGAUGCAACGGAUGACCAAAAGUGUGAAUAUAUCGUCGCGUUGGGCAAAGAGUGUCUUAGAUAUUUCACGGUCCUUCGCCUUGCACUCCCCCGAACUUCGAUCAAGGACAUCACGUAUGAGGACAAAGUCAUCCCAAAAGGGACCGUCUUUUUCCUCAAUGCGUGGGCAUGUAACAUGGGUCAGUAUAUUUAUUUUACCCUCGUCCGUCCUACCUGUGCAGUAUCCUCGACCAUACGUGCUAACCUUUUUAUCUUUGAAGACCCUUAUGUAUGGAGUGACCCCGAAGUGUUUCGCCCCGAGCGCUGGAUCGAAAAACCAGAAGCACCACUGUUUACAUAUGGCCUCGGCUAUCGCAUGUGUGCUGGAUCGUUGCUGGCCAACCGCGAGAUUUAUCUCAUCCUAAUGCGGCAUUGCUGGUAUCACGUAGCUGUUGGAUAUCCUCUAACUCCGCCCGUUUUGCAGCUACCAGGGCAGCUAAACUUGAGGAUUGACUCCCAGGGCGGGAUGAUAAGUGUCAAGCCAAGACCUUCUCCUACGACCGCAAACACAACUGUUGAUUUUACUUCCGUCACCAGAAAGAGAACAUCGCAAGAAGACGAAACGCGACACAUCGACCCCUGGAGGCUCUUAAUCUCAUAUGCUAACGACUUCGACCCGAGAGGGAUCACCUUUAUCGCUGAGCUAAGACCACGGUCUCGACCAGUUAUGGCUCGAUUAAAUGACCUACCCACAACGUUGGACUCCAUCGAGUCCUUAAAGCGGCGCUUCAUCAGACAAAACCGCGAGAUUGCCCGAGCCAAUUCAGUACAGUCCAUCCGCAUAAGAACACUCGAGGCAGAGGUAUCGCAUCUCCUGGCCGAAAAUAUCACACUACGAGAGGGAAUUAUCUCCGCAAAUAACGAGCUUGAGCAAUAUCGGACGGGGUCACAUUUCGAAAAGCGCCUCAACUCUCUGCGAGAGAGAUUCGAAUCAGGCUUAGGGGAGUUGACGGCACUCGUUAAGGAUCUCAACAAGUUACCGUCCCAGAGUUGUGAAAACAAUGCAUCUACCCUGAAAGAAAAUCAACCCCAGAAGGAAGCGGAAACAAAACGAAUUACCCCCAGAAAUCUCCUACGACUUUCCGAGGAUAACGGCCUGUUAGACGAUGGCAACUGCCUGCCCGCAAUUCCUGAAGAUAAAGCGUAUGCCCCAGAAGUCGACGAAGAGCCAGAAGAGGAAGAAAUGCCACAGAUGGAUGAUGCCAUUGGACAAGUUCAAUCUAUGGAUAAUGUUGGGGUGUCGGUAAAGGGAUCUGAUGCUGAUACUCCCCUGAAUGAGCUGGAGGAGUCAUCAAUGCCAUGCCCUACAAAUGAAAACUCAGUAGCAGACGUCCUACGAAAAGUUCGGCCAAUAAAUACCCGGCCAAAACGACGAGACAGCUCUUUGGUCGAGACUUUGAUAUCAAAGAAAGACGUUGACACCAGCAAUGAUGAGGCUAUUCCUGCGAUUGCUGGCUCUAAACGGAAAUUUGACGCACACGAAUCCGAAAACCUUCCGCAGGCUAAGCAACAGAUAGAUGAAUAUCAAUACACUCUGAUGAAGAAGAACCCGAAUACACUACCAGGCGACAUUGGGACUGGAACUGAAAAUGAGCCGGGCCUCUUGUCCGUGGGUAAGGAAGGCAUCAAGAAUUCAACGGAACCUGUAAAGACUCGAAAGGCUCUUGAACCUAAAAACGUGAAUUUAAACCCAAGGUCAACAGUGAAAAAAGUCGCACAUAAUAAUGUUGCUUCUGAGAAACGAAAGUCAUCUGGACGGAGAAAAACAGAAGGAGGUCGCAAUCCCCGCCGUAAAGCUUCAGAUCUGCCGACGAAUGCUAAACUAAAUGUUACUGUUGACGAGGGUGUGAUUCCUUUGGAUAAACCCAUCGAGAUCGCCCUUGAUGACCCGAGCGAAGAUAAUGUAUCCUCAGAGAUACUUGUUGACAGCACAAGCAGCCUGGACAAGCAUUUGCACUCGGAAUAUAAACCCACAAGCGCCAUCGGGCAGCAACCUCUGCGAUCAAGACCGGCUAGACGCUCGCGUGGGCCAGUAAACUAUGCUGAGCCUAGUCUAAGAGGAAAAAUGAGACGUCCCACCGAAGACCUAGUGGACGCAGUGGCAGACCAUACGAUUAAGCGACUUUCGAUGUCAAAUAACGACCAUCCCGCUGGAAUUGAGGCUGGGUUAUCUACUAAAUCCGGUGUCAAGAAAAGUUUGCCCAAAAUAUAUGAUCAAGAUAGUCUUGAGGAGAAGGAUCUCGAAGUGGUUGAGAAGAGCAACUACUCCUCUAGCGAAGAUGAUACAGACACAGAUGGAACAUGGCCAAAUCAGGAGCAAAGGCAUAGAUCUAUGCGAGCACCUACUCCAGACCUAAGUAUCAGACCAGUGAGACAUUCUCGCAGGAAUUCGUCACAUCCGAAUUAUAGACUGGAAAUGAAUUCAAUGGCACAUGUACCGGUAUAA